GCGCCUAAACGUUAGCGCUGCGUACGCACGAUUUAGUUUAAGAACCGUCAGAUAGCACCAACACGAUGCUGCGUUUGUUCUCGUUUUGCUUGCUUGUGGCUGCGGCUGUUGCUCAAAAUGGUUAUGAGUAUAAUCGUCCUGGCCGACCAUUUGGGACGGGCUCUUCAUCUACGCGACCUGGUUAUCCCUCAGGGCUUUCAAAUUAUCCUACAACUACGCCCUUCUCCGUUCGACCUCAGACUGAUGGCUACUCCAGCUCUACGCCCGGAUAUCAAACUGGAACUUCGGGCUACCCAUCAAGCCCGGGAUACUCAGGGACUAGUCAACGACCACAAACGGGAUACCCUGGACAAGGAACAUCGUAUCCUAAUUUAGGAGAACCGGGAAGUCAAGGGUUAAAUGACCCUAGUAGAUACCCUGGACAAGAUACAUCGUAUCCAAGUAUUCCUGCAUACUCAGGCCAGCCAGGAUCAUCUUACCCAGGACAAUCCGGAAUCUAUCCUGGUCAAGAAUCAUCUGGAAAUUAUCCCGGUCAGGGUACCAGAGGGCCAUCAAGUUCAUUCCCUGGGUCUAGAUUCCCCGGUCGACCCGGUUCUCCUAGCUUUAAUCCCGGUUCUUUUUCACCAGCAUUCGGUACAGACGGCACUGGUGCCUACGAAGGUGGGGACUACUCUGCUAUACCCGGUCAACCCGAUAUAGAUUAUCCUAUAUUGUCCGACAUUCCGCAAACCUCAUUUAGCUGUAACUCCCAACAAUACCCUGGGUAUUACGCCGAUGUUGAGACCCGUUGUCAAGUGUUCCACGUCUGCGCGAACAACAAGACUUAUGACUUUCUUUGUCCUAACGGAACUGUCUUCUCGCAAGAAGUUUUUGUUUGCGUCUGGUGGAACCAAUUUGAUUGUAGCUCAGCUCCCAGCCUCUUCAGCCUAAAUGCAAAUCUUUACGACUACUCUAUAACGGGUUCUCAGGGUGGAUUCCCAAGUUCAGGACUCAAUAAUUAUCCCGGAGGACAGCGUGGACAGACAUUCCCAGGACGUGGACCAUUAACACCUUCGGGUAAUUACCCUGGACAAUCAGGAGCUCAAGGACCAUCUGGUUUCCCAAGUAGUUUGGGACCGCAAGGGCCUCAAGCUAAUUUCCCUGGUAGUUCUGGAUUCUCUGGGAGCGGACGUCCUCAGAGUCCAGUAAGGUAUCCUGGUAGCUCAGGAACACAAGGUACCACGAGCAACUACCCCAGUACUUCUCAAAGCUACCCUAAUGGUUUUGGGUCUCUGAAUCCUUCUACUGGUUAUCCUGGUACAAACGGCGCUCAGGGACCUUCAUCGACUUACCCAUUCACUUCAAAUUCUAGACCAUCUACUGCCUAUCUAGGCAGUGGAUCUACUGGAGGAUACCCAAACUCAGGGUCUUACUCAGGCAAUUCCGGGCCUCAAGGUCCCACAACAGUAUACCCUGCUACAUCAGGCACUCGGGGACCGUCUUCAACAUACCCAGAUACAUCAGGACAGCGCUACCCGGGAUCAGGGCCAGGAGGGUCGUCUUCUGGACCAGGAUCUAAUAACUAUGAUGGAAACCAAGGAUACCCCUCAGACAAACCAACCGGCUCAUUUUUCCCAACCGGAAACGGAGGUAGACCACAACAACCGAACCGACAAUAUCUUCCACCUAGAAACUAGCCAGUACGUAUUUAAUUUAAAAUAAUGGUGUCACACACGUAUUAAGGAUAUUUAAAUACAAUUAGAUACGAUUAAGACAGAGCAUGCAGCCAGUAUGUAAGUUGUAACGUAAACAGACGAAAAUGUUGGUGCUAUUAUGAAGAAAAAAAAUAGAAUUAAGAAUAGGCUGUAUAUUUUCAAAAUAAAUAUAUUUUCAAAAAUGUUUAAAAUAAUAAAGAAAAAACAUGUGAUUCGGGAACCGAUGUUACCAAUAGUUUUUUUUUUAGUGAAUUUGUUUGAUUUAUUUUGAUUUUGCUUAGUUAUAUUAUUAAGAAUAUAAUGUAUCUGUAUUUGUAUAUACGCAUUUUUUUACAAAUAAACUUGCAUG
Bombyx mandarina (wild silkworm) is the source of this 2043-nucleotide messenger RNA. RefSeq lists its product as uncharacterized. NCBI's taxonomy places the organism in Eukaryota, Metazoa, Arthropoda, Insecta, Lepidoptera, Bombycidae. Gene Ontology annotation, cellular component: extracellular region. The record is from RefSeq and is a predicted model, not a curated record. Gene Ontology annotation, molecular function: chitin binding.